UCCGUAGCCAUUUUGGUUCAAGACCGUCCCCUCCGUGGGAUCUCGGACUUGGGCCGACAUGGGUUCCAUUGCUGUCUCGCCCAAGGCCCCCCCGGGCCGUGCGCCGCGCCGCCUGCCGAGGCCCGCGCCUCCAUAUGUUUCCUCGAUGCUUCGCGAUGUGGUGCCUGAACCCCGCGGCCCUGGCCUUCAUGCCGCAUGCUCGGUCGCCGGCCGCUGCUCACGCCCGCCUCUGUCGUCACCUUCAGCGGCAAGGGCAGUGCACCCACAAGCGACAUGCUCUACAACUGCAUCCUCUAUUGCCCGAUGCACCUGUUCAAGAUCACAUAGAUGCCGCUCGUGAUCGUCGCCAUGCCCUCGCUGCACACGCGCCUCAUCCUUCUGUCGUUCCUGUAUAUUAUCUGGGGGUGUGCUCGGGCGGAGUUGAGGGAGAGCUUCCGAAAGUGGCACGCUUCAUAUCUCAACUUCACGAGCAAGCCGCUGGUGGAGCUGUGGGACCACUGCCACCGCUUGCCGCUGCAGCUCCGCUACGACAUGGAGCCGGUCCGCUCCCUCAACCUGGGGCUGCACGUGAUCUCCUUCCUCUGCCUCGGGUACCUCGCCGUGCGGAUGCUGGUGCUGGCCCGCUCCCCUUACGUGUUCAUGGCAUACAAGGCGCAGGACCUGGUCCCGGGGUGUUUCCUGAAGCUGUCCAUGAUCGUGACCACCUGCACGUACAUCCACGCGCCCGUGCUGCCGCUGGGGCUCAUUCAUGUCAUUCUUCCGCUGCUGGUGAUGCUCAUGCCGCUGGCAACGCUCAAGCAAUCCUUUGUGAAUCGGGCGCUCCUGCUGGACCUCGCGAACGCCGUUAUUGCGACGCUGGGGAUGGUCAUGCUGCUGGCGGUCAACCGUUUCCUGAACCCGUCGUUGGUGAUGCUGACGCCGCUGGAGAUUCAACUGCAAUCCUUCGUCAUCCGGGUGGCUGACCCUGCUGGUUCUCAUGCGCGGCGUGGAUGUGACGCUGGUGAUGUUCAUGCCGCUCGCGUCGCAGUCCAACGUGAAGUUGAUGGUGACUCCGCUGAAGACCUCAAUCCUGCUGCUGAUGCUCAUGCCGCCGGCGAUCAACAAUUUCCUGACCCUGUUUCUGGUGAUGCUCAUGCCUCUGGAGAUAAAGAGUGGCACGCUGACGACCGCCAGGGUAAUCUUGUUACUCAAUCGGAAGCUCGCCACCACCCUGCGGGUGCCGUCCUGCAUGUUCUUCUGGAGGAUCGUGACGCCCACGCUCUCCCGGAGCCUCGUGUGCACGCUCUUGCGGAUGCUUCUGGCGCCGACAACCAUCUCUUUGACAUGAACUUGCCUCCUCCCCGCACGGCUACGAUGUCUUCCGCUCCCGCCACCCCGCUCGUCACGGUGAACAUGCUGGAAGACGCGCUCGCGGCAUGGGCCAGAGAACUGACUCCGAUCAAUGGCAAGUCUCUGCUGGCACUGUCGGAGAACAUGCAAAAGCAGACGACCUCUAACUACAAGCAGCUCUUCGACACUGUACGCGAGCAGAUACAGCUGCUCACUAACUUAAUGAACAAGGACCUCGAGUCCCUCGGCAUGCGGGUGGCGAAGAUGGGAAACAUCCACCAGCCCGCCAGCAAGGAGUUCUCGGAUGAACAAUCGGCCAACCCACCGAAGCAAGAAAAAUCAGACAUGCACGACGUGACUACUGUCACCAAUGCCAAAUUCGUCGAGCACUUCGACAGUCUGCUCACGAACAUCCGCUCCGCUGCGUGCGUGGACUUGUUCAACUCGCUCCUGGACUCCUAUACAGACUCCCUGGACUUCCUCCCGACUACCUCGUCUGACAAGAACUACGUCAGUGACAGCUCCUCCCCGCGCGCCCUGAGCCAGGGCGCCGCGCGGCCGGGCUGCCGCUAGCACGCUGAACGUUUCCGCCAGGUUACGUUCGCUCAUCCGCAUCCUCCACACAGUCAUCGUCAUAAUCACCGUCGUCGCCAUGUCCAUC
Molecule: messenger RNA, 1990 nt
Organism: Prorocentrum cordatum
Lineage: Eukaryota; Dinophyceae; Prorocentrales; Prorocentraceae
Source: the annotation of a GenBank genome assembly